This is a messenger RNA of Pieris brassicae (large cabbage white), 6611 nucleotides long. It is a transcript of the gene Set2, whose product is annotated as probable histone-lysine N-methyltransferase CG1716. Gene Ontology annotation, cellular component: nucleus; chromosome. The record is from RefSeq and is a predicted model, not a curated record. Bases 179 to 4846 code for a protein of 1555 amino acids. Gene Ontology annotation, molecular function: histone H3K36 methyltransferase activity; protein binding. The transcript is spliced from 20 exons. NCBI's taxonomy places the organism in Eukaryota, Metazoa, Arthropoda, Insecta, Lepidoptera, Pieridae. Gene Ontology annotation, biological process: regulation of DNA-templated transcription.
GACAAAAAUGCCUAUGUACUGGGUAAAAAAAGGGAUUGUAAAAAUUAACAUGUUUUAUUAAUAAGAAUAACAUUAAUUUAAUCUGUUUUGUGAUAGAGAUUUGUGAAUGAUAUUAAAAUCUAAACAUAAAGGUGUAUCAUUUUGGGAACUUGUACAAAGUUAUGGUUGAUUGGCAACAAUGGCCAAGAAAAAGAAACCAGCAAAUGUUGCCUCUCGGCGUUCCGCGCGGCGUGGUAAGCCUAUCCAAAAGAGUGCGAUCGAAGGUGAAACCUCCACAACGGUGGAACCACCCUCUGCACCUGCCUCAGAAGACCCACCUCCUGAAACUAAAGAAACCACAAGUGGACAGACUACUUCUGACAUAAAUGCUAAACCAACUCAGGAACUGCCUUAUGUAGUUCUACACAAGAAGUUUGGUAAAUAUCGAUGUUUGUUUAAUAAUGAUGAUACAUUUACAAAAAAAUAUGAUGUUGGUAGUGACAGUGAAACUAACAGUAGCUUUGAGAUAAGAGUUGUAGAUCCUGGUAUAAGUUCUGAAUCAGAUUCCAAUGCUGCUGUGGAUACUCAAUCUGAUACAAAUAGUGGUGCUUGUCCCAGUCCUAUGAACAUUCCAGAUCGUGCAUUGCAUAGUUUUAGUUCUAGAGAUGUAUCUCCUCUGCCUUCAGUCGAAAGCUUAGAUAUACCUUUACCUAAUGAAAAUACCACAGAAAAUAAAAAGGACUUAGGUAAUGCUAGUGAUGAAAAAGAAAUGUGUUCACCAAUAGACCACCAAGAGAUGGAAAACAAUCAGGCCAAUGAAGUUCACAAUGAAGAUCAAGUUCAAAUGUUUAAUGAGCAUCUUUAUGGUGAUGAUGAUGAAGUGAUAACUAUAGUUCAAAUAUUAGAUGAUGAUAAUCAAGAGGGUUAUUAUAAUAUUGAUAUUGAUAGUUCAAAGGAUCAAGAGUUAAGUGAAAAUGACAAAAGUGAAAAUGAAAAUCAAGAUAUUGAAUUUCAAAAAGAUUUUGAAAAACUUAAUCUAGUUCCAACAUUAAAUCCUAGUUCUCCAAUGCAGUAUUGUGAAGAAGUUAUCAGAAACUCUAAUUGUGUUACUCCAGAUUUACAGUUCCCUAAAGAGAAUUUGGAUAGGCCUGAUCCAAGUUUAACACCAAGCUCAACUAUAUCUGAUGACAGCAACUCUUCAAGAGCAACAGACCAGGUGCAGAACAAUUCAAAUGAUUCCUCAGAGUCCUCUCCAUCAGGUGUUCGAAGAUCUAAUAGAAUAAAAACAAUAAGUACAUUAAAGCAAAAGACUAAAGGUUAUGGUUUAGUCAGAAAUACACUGAAAAAAACAUUAAUAACACAAACAAAACUAAAACUUGAAGAGUCAGGGUCCGAAAGCCAAGAUAAGCCUUCUGAUGCCUUAAACCAAUCGAAUACUAAUCCUCCUCCGUUUCCUGUUCCAACAGAAAUGCCUGUUAAAGUUAAAUCUAGGUGGCGACGAUCAAGUGAACUUGAAAUGGGGGCAAGUUCACCAUCAAUUUCUCCAUUAGCAAGCCCAAGUUUGCCAAAACUACCUCCUGUUGAAGAGAAACAGCAUGUUGAAGAAGUAAAAGAAGUUAUUGCCUUGAGUAAAGAAGCUUAUGAUAGAAUAAUUGAAGAAAGAAUGAACCAAUACCAACAUUUGGAUGAAAAUGAGUAUUUAUGUGAUAGAAUGAUAAGUCGGGAUACAAAGAAGAUGAUUUGUGACUGUUUUAUGACCAAAGAAGAGUUGGAGAGAGGAGAACUUGCUUGUGGAGAAGACUGUUUGAAUAGACUCCUUAUGAUUGAAUGUAAUUCAAGAUGUCCCGUUGGAGAUAGAUGUACAAACAGACGGUUUCAGAAAAAAGAGAAUGGUGCUCUAAAAGUUUUUUAUGCUGAAAAAAAGGGGUGUGGUGUGGAAGCUAGUGCUAAUGUUCCAGUAGGUGAAUUCCUAAUGGAAUAUGUGGGUGAAGUGCUAGCUUAUGAUCAAUUCUACAAAAGGGCCCAAGCCUACUCCGAUGAAAAUAACCUCCACCACUAUUUUAUGUCACUCAAAGGUGAUACCGUAAUUGAUGCUACAGUGAAGGGAAAUAUCUCUCGAUUCAUAAAUCAUUCCUGCGAUCCAAAUGCUGAAACUCAGAAGUGGACGGUCAAUGGAGAACUCAGAAUUGGAUUUUUCAGUAAGCGGGAUAUUCCUAUUGGGGAAGAAAUAACAUUUGACUACCAGUUUCAAAGAUUUGGCAAAGUGGCGCAAAGGUGUUACUGUGGUGCUGAGAAUUGUAGGGGCUGGAUUGGGGCCGAACCUGAUUCGGAGGAUGAAGAUUAUGAGGAGGAGGGAGACGUGUCUACGUCCAAGUUCACAGCUGAGUCUGAGGAGAUGCAGACCACAGAAGACAAGGCGAAACCCCGAGUGCGGAGACCAAGAAGAGAUCGCAGUUAUAAACCUAGUGCGGACUUAGUUCAAGAUGCUGAUAUUGAAGAAGAUCUGGAAGCCCUCAGUCGCACCGGAGUUAAGAAUCAAUGUCAUACACUCCGCCUAUCGCGUACAGUCGUCCGCGCUAAGACGCGCCGCGCGCAGGCCGCACUAUUGCGGCUCUUACGCGACGCUGACUUACCUUGUCGCCGACUGUUCUUGGACUACCGCGGGCUAAGGCUGUUAGCGCCGUGGUGUGCUGAUGCUUCUUUGGACUUUAAAUUGGAAAUGCUUCAAACAGUAGAUAGAUUGCCCAUACCCAACAAGACAAUGGUGCAAGAGACACGCUUCUUCACAAUCAUUGAGAGAUGGCUCAGCUCUUCAGAAAUCCCACCGGAGCCACCUGUUUUCAUCGAUGAGGCUACUGGUCUACCGGUUGAACUGGGGAGCAGACCCGUUCCAGAAGUAGAUAAAGCCAAAGAGAAUGCUGCUAUGCUUGAGAAAAUUAAAGAUCUGUCAUCGCAGCUUUUAGAUAGGUGGUCUAGUCUCAAAGAAGUUUUCAAAAUCCCGAAAAAAGAAAGAAUCCAGCAAAUGAAAGAGCACGAACGCCAGGCCAAUGUUGAAAGGCGAGCUGCGGACUCCAGUGGGUCACGCGAUCGUGACCGCGAUCGAGAACGCGAACGUGAUCGUGAGAGACGCGAGGAACGUGACCGUGACCGUGAUCGCGAUCGAGAGAGGGAGAGGGAACGAGAAAAGGAGAGGGAUAGAUAUAGAGAGAGGGAUCGAGAGAGGGAAAGAGAUAGAGAUAGGCGGAAAAGACGAAGCAGUCCAGAAGGGAGGCGGAGUAUACGACUUACAGACCGAGUCCUAGCGGCCAUUCCACCAAUGAGCAAAGAGGAGAGACGUCGAGCCUUCGCAGAAGCAGCUGCAGCGGCCGAUGAGAGCAGACGGCAGAGAGACAGUCAAGCAUUCAUGCCCUACUGGCCACCGGAUUCAUUCUCACAGAUGUUCCCACAAGGAAUGAUUCCCGGACAACCCACUAUAAUGCCAAAUGGACCGAACAUGAUGCCAAACAGACCCCCGUUGUUACCAAAUGGACCGAAUAUGCUACCCAAUGGGCCUAAUAUGAUGCCAAACGGGCCAAACCUAAUGGGUCCGAACAUGUUACCAGGGCCGCAGAACAUGUUAAGUGGUCCACAAAAUAUGAUGGGUGGCCCGAAUCUCAUGAUGCCGGGUAUCAUGCCGGGUAUGAUACCGGGUGAUGUGCCUCCGGAAUGGAUCGGGCCGAACGGGGAGUUUCAGGGUCCUCCUGGAUUUUGUCCACCGUUUCCGGGGCAGCCAUUUUGUGUUCCACAACCCAAUGUGAUGGGAAUGAGUGGGUUCGGUGUGGGUGGGUUCAUGUUCGGUCAGCAGAUGGGACCCUUUCCACCUCAAGCGUCCAGACCUAGCACUGCACCUCAGCCCAUGGUCACGGAGAGUGCAAAUGCAGAGGAGGAUGAUGACGUGGAGCCGGUGUUGCCGUCCAUGUGGAGGAGUGCCUUGGACGACAGAGGCCGAAGGUAUUACUACCACGUGAAGCUGAGGCAGCCGCAGUGGCUGCCACCCCCUCAGCCGCCUCCAUCACCAGAUGAAAGUUCUUCUGAUGAGGAAGCGGACGCUAUGAGUGCAGUGGAAACGGCUGUAGUACGAAGGCAGAUGAAGGGCAAGAUGGUGGAAGGUGUUAAUGGGAUUUAUGAGGUGAUAAAGGCGGACGGCUUGAUACCGGAGCAUGCGCUACUCAGCGAUAAGCCGCGCAAGAGACGUCCAGGUCUGGUCACGGAGAGGCCGAUUAGCCCCCGUACUGAAGAGGACAAGCUGGCCGGCCGUAUGGAGGUGAAAAGAUACAAACAGACGAAGGAGAAGUUGCGUAAACGACGCGAGAAGCUUCUCCAAAAAGUCCGUUUGUUGGCUGCAGCUAAGUCGAAACGGGGCAAGGAGUUGACCCAUAAGGAUCUCAAGGAACUAAAGUUCGGUGAUCUAGACGACUCUGACAGCGAUUCAGAUGACGACUCGGACGUGAUCCAAAUCCUUGAGAAGCUGUCCUCUCCGCCCCCUGAGAAACCCGCCCCCGCUCCGCCAUCCGCUGCUGACGUGGAGGAGAACGCCAGGAAGAUCAAGGAGCAGUUCCGGAGUAGCAUGGCCAGGGUUAUGGUGCAACAUUUGAACCCAUAUCGUCACUCGUCAGCCCCCGCCGGUCGCAUCACCUGUACAGCUGAUUUCAAACAUCUUGCUAGAAAGCUAACUCACUUCGUGAUGCUAAAAGAACUUAAGCAUUGCCGGACAGUAGAAGAGCUGGUGGUGACUGACUCGGUACGAUCAAAGGCCAAAAUGUUCGUCAAAAAGUACAUGGCCAAAUUUGGUCCCAUUUACCAACGGCCACCUGAAGAGGCCGACUAGCACGUGCUGAAGAUAAAAGCUAUGUAUAAUAGCUUUCCAUAUUGACUGUGAAGUUAUCAUGAGAGUUGGCUAGAACUUUCGUGUGAAGUUAGCCGACAGCUAACGAGAACAGUGUGAAAUUAAGUAGAGUACUGUCGUAUAUAGGAGUGGUGUGAAGUUAGCCAUCAGCUGAAUAUAACAGUGUUAAGUGAACAUUGUGACGUACCAAUGGUGUGAAGUUCGCGCGGGAGUUCUAAGUAUGAAGAUUUCAAUUCCUAAAGAUGUUUGUGUGAGAUAUUGACGUUAAAUUCGCUUAUGUUGACGAAAAAAAAAAAUACGGAUAACUUUUUUUUUAUAUAUUUCUGACAAAAUACUUUCAUUUAGUGAAGUAAGGUCCAAGACGUUUUUAAUGUUAAUUAUGAUUUGAUUAUAUAAAUUAUGAAUUCUGAUUGCCUGGCAAUUCAUAUAAUAAAAAGGUUCUUAUAUGUUAGAAAGUACACAUGAAAAUUGUCACUAAACAGCUCACUUUGUUGACUAGUAAAUAAACAUUAGCAAUCGUAAGAUUUUUUAUAAUUAUAAGAGCAAGUUUCACUACUGACAAUUUCAAUUGAAAAUCGAAAUACUCAACAAACGGACAUAUACAGGGUGGUUGAUACGUUAUAAUUAACUAUAUAUAUCCUCGUUGAGCGAUAAUGUGUGCAUGCUCCUGUUCAAUGAUAUUGACUUAACACCCUGUAUUACAUUAAUUUAAAAUUACUAUAGUGACCAUAGUGACUCAACACUUUCUGUAAUACAUAGAAAAUAUUAGUUCUAAGUGAAUUUGGAAACAGUGGCGAAGUUUUUAAAGUUUUUAAAAGCACUUCACAUUCGACAAAACUGCAAAAGUUUAAAAAAAUCAUGUACUGAUAAGAUUUGUAAAUAUUAACCUAUUGUAAAUUCAUUUUUAUGAUUUAAAAAAAAACUGAGGGUAGUUGUGGAACUACCCUCAUUUUUUUGAUAGUGCAAUCCAUGAUGACGCGUUACCAUAUUUAUAAUUGUGUUGUAUAUCAUUAUUCACUGAUGGAUUCGGACUUCGUUAACUCAUUAUAUUAGUAAAGACACCAUACGAAAAUCCAUCAAAAUGUGUACAGCAAAUAUACUGUUAGACAUACCACUUGCUUCUGUCAACGUUAAAUUUCAGGUCAUAUCCAAGUUCCUAAAUUUGUAUAGAAAAGUGAGUUUACAGUAAUUUCCAGUUUUUUUUUUAAUAUUAAGAGUGUGUCAUCGUGGCUAGGCCUAUAUAUAUGUGGCUAGCGCAACAUAUAUAUAUUUUUAAUUUUCAAUGAUCUCCGAUUGGGAUUUUUAGGGCUCGAAUAAUAUAAGUACAGUAUUAGGUGUGUAAUAAUAAUUUGUCAAUUAUAACGAUCUUACUGACCGAAGUAUUUAUUCGAUCAGUGAACUUCGGCCUAAACACGUACGUAGGUCCUUGUCGUUUUCUAUUAUAAAGAAAGAGAUAGUGUUUCAGACUACUUCGCUCUUGAUAUAGUGAUAGUUGAUGUUUUGUCUUUGUCUAUGCUUAGUACAAGAUAAAAACAGCCUCAUUUUACAUAUGGUGUAUAGCUAAUGAGUUUUAUGCUUUUGUAAAUUAUGCCCCAGUUUUUUUAUGAGUUGUAAAAUUAACUUGGAUAUCCGUUGCUAACUGAGAAAUCUUAUUUCAAUAUAAAUCCAGUAGCUCUACCUUAUAUAUAAAACGUGUGUGCAGUUAUGUACACGCGUUAGAAGUUAUACUUCUUUGGCGUAAGGCAAA